UGUUAUAUUUGAUUUAUAAUCAGUGAUAAUUCUCAGAUAAUUAGCUAACUUUUACCUUCUCCACAACAGAUGGCUCAAAAUGAAAAGCUAAUAAUCGUACCCAAGAUGCAAGAACUAAAACAAAUUGUUUCAGGAUGGCAGAAAAUAAUGUAAUCUAAGAAAAAUAAAUUACGUCUAAAUUCUACAGUAAUUAAAGGUUUCAGAAUGAAAUAAAUAGCUGUAUUUUUCAGCAAAAUUAAAUCGUUUUUAAGAUGAAAUAAACUCAAUACAAGCGGGAUCAUUUUACGGAAAUAAACUGUUUGAAAACGGAGUUUAAUGCAAACAUAUUGUUUAAGAAUGAAAUGGUUAGUUGGAUAAAUCCAAAUAAAUCAUGACAGACGUAGAUCUUAGUGAAAGAAACGAGGACAUUGAAAGUGACUCUGAGACAAGGUGCCAGUCAUGUCUUCGGGUGUUUAUCAAAUGUUUGAGGAGGUUUAUCGCCUUCCUGUUUUCUCACGUAGGAUUAACUUGUCUAGUGGUUGGAUACGCAAUCCUUGGCGGAAUUUUGUUUAAAGCAGUUGAAUUACCGGAAGAGAAACUUAUUAGACAGGAUGCCGUAAAUGCGAAAGAUGCUUAUGUUAAAAAAAUUGCUGAAUUAUUUGACGAUUCCGAUAUUCAAAGAAUGUUGGACCAGAAAGCUGUGAAUGAUCGUAUUAAUGGCUUGUUGAAAGAAUACCAAGAUGAGAUCUAUGUUCUCACUGAAGAUAGAGAUUGGGAUGGGCGGUUCGAAGGGGAUGAAUUUCAAUGGUCCUUCGCAGAGUCACUACUGUACUCUGUCACAGUUAUUUCAACUAUUGGUUAUGGAAAUAUUACCCCUAAAACAAAAGGCGGACGUUUGUUGACGAUAGUGUAUGGGAUAGGCGGUAUUCCUUUGACCAUGCUGUGCUUACACAACCUUGGCAACCUCUUGGCAGGGUGUUUCCGGCUAAUAUACCGCCACGCUUGCAUAAACAUGACCUACCAGUACAUCAAGCUAAAACGACGGCGAAUUAAGAAGAGGUUUGUCAAAAGAUUACAAGGAAAGACAAAACAUCUGCGAGAAUGGGCCAGAAAACAGCAGUCACAUAUGUCGUCAAUUCUGCACCAUAGUCAUACCGAGGUGAACGUGACUGAAGAAGAAGAUCAUGUAAUUAAGGAAACUGACAAGCAAGCUGGUCAAUUCACUGCCUCUGAUCCAUUUCCAAAGAAGAACACAGGAGUUUCAAAUACAAGUGACUCUGAAUUUCACCGCAAGCUAAGUAGACGUCAUUCUGAGAGUAUACUUAAAGACUCAGGUGGCACCACUCGAGACAGGACAUAUUCGCUCUCCUCACACCACCAGUACGGUGCAUUACAUGCACACCAUCCUCUUAGUAAUGACCUAACUGUUAUACCGGAAGACGAGAUCGCUGAAGUUACCAUUGAGGACAUGGAGCAUCACAGAAUAAAACGAAGCAAAUCAGUGGACAUCGAUGAUCAUGUUGGUUCUACUACAACAAGUUCGCUGUCGCUUACAGACUUUGAAGAAGAUGAAAGACUUCUCAAGGCAAAGCUUAAAGAAACACGUGACCUUGUUCCAAUUUCAGUUUGUCUUUUGUUAGUCACUGGAUACAUCAUGCUUGGUGCAUUGAUAUUUGCCUCAUGGGAAGAAACUUGGAAUUUCAUGGUAGCGUUUUAUUUCUGUUUCAUUACACUAACAACGAUCGGCUUCGGCGAUUUUGUCCCUGGAAUGGGUCGGUUGGAUGACGACAUGAAACGUGUAUUUGGCGCGCUAUAUCUUCUAUUUGGCAUGGCAUUACUUGCCAUGUCGUUCCAUCUUAUACAAGAAGAAGUGAGGUACAAAUGUAGAAAACUUGCUGUGAAAAUUGGACUGAUAGAACAUAAACUGACUGAUCUUCUGGACAAAUAUGAUGAAACCCAUCCAUAAGAAAAUGAGUGUGAGAGAUUGAGUAACUCUCACAGCUUUUACUAAUGUGAACAGAAAAAUGUGUCUUUCAAUUAUAAAGGCAUAUUUCUCAUAUGUCCCUUGCUGCAUAAAGGAAUGAUCUUUCAAUCUUUAGUGCAGAAUAUUUUAUUUUUGUUUCAUUUUAGUUUAGUUUACAGUUUAUAGUGUUCCUUCACGUGUUUAUUAAGUCUUUUAAAAAUUCCGCCCCCCCCCCCCCCCACACACCCCCCCACACACACACCUGGAUAUUAGGAAAUGUUCAAUGUUUGCGUAGUUACCUGUCGAUGAUCUUUGUAAACCCCGGAGCAUUAUGUAAAUUUCUUCUAAAACAUACGAAUCUCCUAAAAUACAUUGAUAACAAGGCAUCAAAACAAAUUAUCUUUAUUAUGAUGUCUACGCACCAUGAACAAAAAGGUUAAUUAUAAUAGACAUUUCACAUGGAUUUUAAUCUGUUAUUUGAUUCAGACAUAUCGUGUUAACAUGUUCUGGCAACUUGCAAACAUAUUGAGUAGAUAUAUAUACACGGAAGAACCAAGAAAAAAGGCAACAAAUAGCUAAAAUUAAAACAGGCUAUGUAUAUUCAUUUUAGUGCAGUACAUUGUACCUGUAAAAGAAACAAAAUAUAAUAACACUUCGGCUAAAGACUUGUGUUAUCUUGGCUUUGUGCAUACUUAAACGUAAAUUAAGCUAUGACUCUUGUAAAAUGCAUGUUUUAAAAUUAUCAAAUUCAGAAUACAUUCCUUAAAUAAAAAAUAUUUCUGCAUCAAGCAAUCUGGUAGUCAAGCUUUGUUCAACACAUUUAUCAAAGAAAAGAAGGACACAAAUUAUUUAAAUUAAAAGUAGUUAAAUCUGUUCUUCGCCAUUAUUUUUACUGAACCGAGGGCUGUGUCAUUUUAUGUAAAUUGUAAAUAAAAUCUGUAAGUAAUUCUUAAAAAGUUAUGUCAGAUCCGAAAAGUUUUAGUCGAAAUAAAGAUUACAAUUAUCAUGAUUGACUGUAUUUUUACCAGAAACAUUAAAGUACGCAUGCUGCAUUGGUUCUAUAGUUAACUGCAUAAUUGAAAGACGGACACAAGAGCUAAAAUUACAAAAAAAUCUGUUAAAGGUGCUGAGUAAGUCGGCUGAAAAGCUUACUAGGGGCUAUUUGAAUCAAUAUGUUUUGUAGUAAAAAUAACAUCCGGAAGUGAACACAGAGAACACUGUCUUCUUCUGUCUUAGUUUAGCAAGAUUACGUCCGAAGUGAAGGAUUUAAGCUGUCCCGAUAUUUUGAUUAUAUCUAACUUAAACUAAUGAGAGAAUCGGUAAGUAAGAACUCUAGUUAGGAAGGAAGAAUCACGCCAUUAUUCUUCGCAUAUAAGUGUAUUCUGACGAAAGCCUAGAUCAGAUGGUACGCAAUAAAAACUGCAUCGUUUGAAUAACUUAUCCGAGUACUGUUUCAUAGUAAAAUGUCAUUUUCAAGAUUUACCUUUUUUUAAAUCUAUAUCAGUCGUUUGUUCCCUAAUUUAAGAUUAUAGAUGGAGAACUUGUCGGAAAUUUCUGUAGGUACAUAUUACAUUUAUUCUCGGUAGUCGGAGUUCUCCCUAGAAAUAGCAAUUCAAACCGCUCACUUGGGUAGCAAAAAAAUCGCUUACAAUAGAUAUCUGACAUGAAUCUAUUUUCUUAUAUAUUUUAGUCUAAGGUGUUUGUUCAUUUGAAAUUGUCACAACAAUUUACCAAAUGCGUUUUAUAGAUGUGUUAGAAAUGGUACUGAAUGUUUUAAAUUGAUAUUCGAUAUUACUAUAUAGUGUCUUUUUUCGUAACUAUAUAAAUUUUGCAAUUUUUCGUCCAUUUGCAAACAAUGUAUUUCUGAAAAUAAAAAUAAAUCGAUUUUACGGUAUUUAGAAAUAUCUUCUGUUUUUUUUUUCUAUACAGAACUUAUGUGAAACACGUGUAAAUAUGCGAUCAUAUCAGAAUUGCAUCCGCAUGCUUAUUUUAUUUUAUUAUUUAUUCUUCUGGGACAUAGUACAUUAUAAAAUAAAAUGAAAUAAUAUCACAUAUUCAUAUAAAAAUAAAUAUACUAAUUACGAUUAUGACUCCUCAUAACACUAUAAAAGAGUACACUUCGGCAUGGACGUAAUAUUAUAUGAAAGAUGUACUAUGCAGCUAUGGAUAGCCCAUUUAGCUGAAAGAUUAUUUCCAAUGGGGGAAAUGGCUUAUGUUAUACAUUUUCAAGUGUCGUUUAUCCAUUUAAUUUAUGCACUAAAACACCGCUUAAUCUGCUUGAAAUCAUGUUGGGUCGGUUACAUCUUCUCUAAUUUCUCUUUGGAAAUGUCAAGAAAGAAUACUGAAUAGCGAAUAAAUGGGUGAAUGUGUCAAAUAUGAAAAGAAAAUUAGUUUCGGAAUUCCGAGCUAUUUAGCAUUUACAGACUAAGCAAUGGGAUCAUUGUUUAAAGAGAUGUUUACUAAAUGACAAAAGGUCAAUAUAAAAUAUGCUAAUGUGGGAAAAUUAAAUAAAUCUUAUUACAGAUCAUUUUUAUAGACCUGCCGCGUUUCAUUGUAAAAUAUAAAAUUAAUACUUGACAAAAAUGAGGUUUUCUUACCUGUUUUUUUUAUUCAUUUGGGUCAAAGUGAAAAACUGAGUUUUUUACUGUUGUCAAAUAAGACUCGCAUUUAUCUUCCUCUUUCUUAGAUGUUGAAAUUAUAAUAUUUAAGAUUAAACGGAAGUCACCAUAUUUUUCAUUUUCGCUCAUGGCUGCGACACUCGUGGAAAUGUUGCAUCUGGUGUUCACUCGGCGAAUAUAUUUCGAUCUUUCCCUGAAAUAAAAACACCAAUCCUCUGUGCAGUAAUGGUGUUCAGGAAGAUUUUUUUUCUUUUAUCAUACUUUCAGAAAUAUAUAAUAUUGUUAAUGUUGCAUCAAAAUUUCUAUGAAUCAAAGUAUGCCAUUAUAUAAUUCAAUUGAAUUUACGACUUAAACCAAUUUGAAAACCUCACAAAAAUGUCAACAAAAACAAAACAAAUGAUCAGAAGAGGAUACUAUUAUUUUCAUCCUCAUACUUAAACAUUUUUGUUUGUGAAAAGUUAUUAUUUACACCUCAAUUUUCAAUACUUUUGAAACUCCUAAAUGUAUGUGUAAUACUCAAAACUUAAAUGUAUUUUAAGUAAUCUUAAGAAAUUUCCAGUGACUUACAUGCAGUUUAAGUCACCUGGGGAAAUGAUAUCAUUG
Mercenaria mercenaria is the source of this 5163-nucleotide messenger RNA. RefSeq lists its product as uncharacterized. Gene Ontology annotation, biological process: potassium ion transmembrane transport; stabilization of membrane potential. The record is from RefSeq and is a predicted model, not a curated record. Bases 371 to 1945 code for a protein of 524 amino acids. NCBI's taxonomy places the organism in Eukaryota, Metazoa, Mollusca, Bivalvia, Venerida, Veneridae. Gene Ontology annotation, cellular component: membrane. The transcript is spliced from 2 exons. Gene Ontology annotation, molecular function: potassium ion leak channel activity.